AUGCCUGGCUAUAUGUUCAACAUUGACGGUGGCUAUCUGGAGGGCCUUUGCCGUGGGUUCAAGUGCGGCAUCCUCAAGCAGGCCGACUAUCUCAACCUGGUGCAGUGCGAAACGCUCGAGGAUCUGAAGCUGCAUCUGCAGGGUACGGACUAUGGUCAGUUCCUUGCCAACGAACCGUCCCCACUGGCGGUGUCCGUGAUUGACGACAAGCUGCGGGAAAAGCUGGUGAUUGAGUUCCAGCAUAUGCGCAACCAUGCCGUUGAGCCGCUGUCCACCUUCUUGGACUACAUCACGUACAGCUACAUGAUCGAUAACAUCAUCCUGCUGAUCACGGGUACGCUUCAUCAGCGCCCGAUUUCGGAGCUCAUCCCGAAGUGUCACCCGCUCGGUAGCUUCGAGCAGAUGGAAGCGAUCCACGUCGCAGCAACGCCGGCCGAGCUGUACAAUGCGGUAUUGGUUGAUACGCCACUGGCCCCGUUCUUCGUCGACUGCAUCUCCGAGCAGGAUCUGGAUGAGAUGAACAUCGAGAUCAUCCGUAACACGCUGUACAAGGCGUACCUGGAGGCGUUCUACGACUUUUGUAAGAACAUUGGUGGCACCACCGCAGACGUUAUGUGUGAAAUUUUGGCGUUCGAAGCGGAUCGGCGUGCGAUCAUCAUCACGAUCAACUCGUUCGGUACGGAGCUGUCCAAGGACGAUCGGGCGAAGCUAUAUCCACGCUGCGGACGCAUGAACCCGGACGGUUUGGCUGCACUGGCACGGGCAGAUGAUUACGAACAGGUGAAGGCGGUCGCUGAGUACUACGCUGAGUACGCGGCCCUGUUUGACGGUUCGGGCAACAAUCCGGGCGACAAAACGCUGGAGGACAAGUUCUACGAGCACGAGGUGAAGCUGAACAUGUACGGUUUCAUGCAGCAGUUCCAUUUCGGUGUGUUCUACUCCUACCUGAAGCUGAAGGAGCAGGAAUGUCGUAACAUCGUAUGGAUUGCGGAGUGUGUCGCCCAGAAGCAUCGGGCCAAGAUCGAUAAUUACAUUCCCAUCUUCUAA
This is a messenger RNA of Anopheles marshallii, 1047 nucleotides long. RefSeq names its product V-type proton ATPase subunit d (gene VhaAC39-1). The transcript is spliced from 3 exons. Gene Ontology annotation, cellular component: vacuolar proton-transporting V-type ATPase complex; early endosome; plasma membrane proton-transporting V-type ATPase complex. Gene Ontology annotation, molecular function: proton-transporting ATPase activity, rotational mechanism. Gene Ontology annotation, biological process: vacuolar acidification; vacuolar transport; proton transmembrane transport. NCBI's taxonomy places the organism in Eukaryota, Metazoa, Arthropoda, Insecta, Diptera, Culicidae. The coding region runs from base 1 to 1047 and encodes 348 amino acids. The record is from RefSeq and is a predicted model, not a curated record.